AUGGGAUGCGACAACCCAAUGUCCGAAUCCAACCACUAUGCAUCAUCGGCCAGUACAUUCCUCGAAGAAGAAGUCUACCGACUUGCAUCUUCCCCAGGCUUGCGCUCCCUACCACCAGGCCCAGAGCGGGAUUUCCUCACUCUAACAUGGGGCCCCGUCGUCUAUCGCACUUCCUACGCGCCAGAAUCGAAACGUCUUCUUCCGGUUCUUCUACGCUCCCUCAACGAUUCCGUUUGUCAAUCAUUACACCGAGUAAUGACAGGCUCUGAUGAAGAGAUCCGCAUUCUCACCCAAACCUUCGCUUCGAAGAUCUUUAGCUCUCGAGAUAUGUAUGCCGAUCUAGACGAGGACGCGGUUCGACAAGUCUUUCAUGAUUUCAAAGUAUCGUUGGCGAUCCCUGAAACAGAGCUACCAAGUAGGUUGCGCGUCUGUUUGAUGAUUGAUGAUGCAGUAUUAUCUCACUUGAAAGGUGUCUUGGAUAUGGGUUCGCUUCGGAAGGGAGACGCUGGUGCGGGUAGAAGUUGGGUGAAGGUUGUUGAAGAGAAUUUUCCAGAUUCCAGGCUAGAUGAUCACCCACACGUGGAUGGUAUCGAUACCAGUGGUAUGUCUAGAUAUAUGAAGAAUACUCGUGGAAGUUAUCAUGGGUGGACAAUGGUGGCACUCGAUGCGUUGGUCGAGGUCUUUGAUGGGCUAAGGCAGCUGAGAGGCUUGGUUGAGUAUCACCAGGAGGGAAAAGCAUAUUUGGGAGAAGGACAAUGGAGUGCCUAG
Molecule: messenger RNA, 768 nt
Organism: Penicillium canescens
Lineage: Eukaryota; Fungi; Ascomycota; Eurotiomycetes; Eurotiales; Aspergillaceae
Exons: 1
Coding region: 1-768 (255 amino acids)
Source: RefSeq, a predicted model, not a curated record